Falco peregrinus (peregrine falcon) is the source of this 1923-nucleotide messenger RNA. RefSeq names its product polymeric immunoglobulin receptor-like. Lineage: Eukaryota; Metazoa; Chordata; Aves; Falconiformes; Falconidae. Gene Ontology annotation, cellular component: cell surface. The coding region runs from base 99 to 1616 and encodes 505 amino acids. The record is from RefSeq and is a predicted model, not a curated record. Gene Ontology annotation, molecular function: signaling receptor activity. The transcript has 8 exons.
UCUUGUAACAAAAUGUAGUGAAGGAUUUCCUCUUGAAGCAAGACGUUAGGCACUUCCUCUGGCAGUGCCACUGUGAUGCAGAACUGUACACAAGGAAGAUGCUUUUGCACAGGACACAUAGAGCAGCCUCCAGCAAUGCCCCUUCCCUGGGCCUGAGGACAGCCAUGGAGCUGAGAGUCCUCCUGCUGCUGCUGCUCUGCUUCCCAGGUCUCCAAGCCCAAACACCUGAUUCUGAGGAGAGGCGAUGGGAGGGAAGCACUCUGUAUAUCCGAUGUCCUUACACAGCAGGGGCUAACUACCAGCAGAAGAAAGUCUGGUGCCGUAUGAGAGAUGACAUAUGUGAGCCCUUAGUGGAGACGAAUCACCCGUACCAAAAGGAGGUCACAAAGGGGAAGGUUAGAAUAGAGGACAACCCCACGCACAAGACUGUGUCCAUCACCAUGACUAACCUCCAGGCAGAGGACUCAGGCAUAUACUCCUGUGCUUCUCGUUCCCGCAGUCACAAUUACCUUCCACUAAAGACGAUCUCACUGAGUGUUUUCAAGGAGUUGCACAGGUGGGAAUUGGACAGUCUCUCUCUGCAGUGCUCCUACAGGACCUUUGGGUACAGCUUGGGGACAACAGUUUGGUGUCGUAAGGAAGGUCAGACUGGCUGUAAAGACCUGGUGAGGACAGAUUCAACAGAGCAUAACAGCAGAGCUCUGCAAGACAGAAUAUUGAUCCAGGAUGACACCCGCAAAAGGUCUGUCACCAUCACCAUGAAGAAGCUGCAGGCCCAGGACACUGGUGUGUACUGGUGUGCAUUUGCCAGAGGCACUCAUCUCACCCGGAUAAUGGAGGUCAUGCUCCUUGUGUCCAAGAGGACCCAACAAUACACAGCCAUGGAGUCAGGCAAUAUCUCUGUCCAGUGCCUGUACAGUGCCCCAGUCUACCGGGCUGUGAGCAAAGCCUGGUGCAAAGAGGGAGCGAGGACAGCAUGUAUCGUACUGGUGAACAGCUACGUUAAGCCCACAGGGUACCGCAGAUUACUCCAGAAAGGCAGAGUCACGAUCCAGGACGACAGCCAGCAGGGGAUUGUCACCAUUACCAUGGAGAAGCUGCAGGCACAGGACUCCGGCAUGUACUGGUGUGCACUUUAUGAACCCAACGGUCUUUUCCGAAUGGCAGAGGUUACGCUCAGUAUUUCUGAGGUAUUGGCUGGAACAACUUUGUCAGGUACUGCAGGCAGAAGUGAAACAACCCCUUCUGUCAACACCCCAGCAUCAAGCACAAAUGAAAACACCUUCAUUGUACUCUCUGGGAUCCUGAGCAUCCUGUUCAUCCUGGCAGUCAUCAGCUUGAUAAUACUGUGCAUCAGGCGGCGCAAGCAGCUGAAGAAAAGAGGUAACAGGCAAGCAGAGGACACCUAUGACAAACAAGAGGACACAGCACAGCCUGACAGCACGGAAAGAAUGGAAAGUCCCAAGGAUGACAGCAAAGACCUAAAAUAUGUUGCUAUGAACUUUAGAUCCCGACUCAACCCUGGGGAUCCUCUCUACUGUAAUGUUGAACCAAGUCAGGCUCACAGGAAACCCAAAGAUGAAAAUGUGGAAUAUGCUACCAUUGCGUUCAAGUAGUUACCAAUGAAUGACAAAGGAUGAAGCACAAAAUCCCCAAACAAUCCAGAAAUGGGAGAAAAGAACUGGAAGACAAAGUGGGAAUAGGGAAUAGAAGCUGUGUGGAUGGACACUGGGGAAAGAUCUAAGUCUUUGCUGCUUUGUCUAUGUUGCCUAUGCAUUUUAAGACCACCCUCCUAUUAGAAGCCAGUAGAGAAUUUUGCCACAAGUGUGCAGAUUCUCUCAGGUCAGACAGAGGUGUUGCGUAAUUCUCAGGAUGCCUUGCACAUUUGCUUUCUUCGAUUCCAUUAAAAUGAAGACAUUUGGA